Messenger RNA from Drosophila navojoa, 881 nucleotides. RefSeq names its product Coiled-coil-helix-coiled-coil-helix domain containing 2 (gene Chchd2). Gene Ontology annotation, cellular component: nucleus; mitochondrion. Gene Ontology annotation, biological process: mitochondrion organization. The record is from RefSeq and is a predicted model, not a curated record. Lineage: Eukaryota; Metazoa; Arthropoda; Insecta; Diptera; Drosophilidae.
AAGUUUAUAAAACCAAGCAAAGCACCCGAAGCUACACAGUUAAAUUCUCGUAAAUAACUAAAUAACUCGUUUGUGUCAAAUUUUAAAUAAACAAAUUAAAUAAAAAAAAAUAACAAAAUGGUACGCCGUGGACGAUCAGCUAGCCCCCCACCAUCAGCCAGACGCACAGUACCGGCGCCAGCUCGCGCUGCUGCCCCGGCACCGGCUCCAGUGCCCGCACGUGCUGCCGCACCACCACCAGCACCAAUGGCAGCACCACCAAGCGCCGUUGGUAUGCCAGCACCACAGCAGCCCUCGAUGUUCCAGCAAAUGGCUGCAACCGCUGGCGGCGUUGCCGUUGGCUCGGCCAUUGGUCACACCGUCGGACAUGGACUCACAUCGCUGUUCAGCGGAUCGGGCGAUAAGGAGGCCGCAGCGCCAGCCGCUGCCGCACCGGCUGCACCACAACAGCAGCAGCCCUAUUAUGGCCAGCAAGCCCAGGCCAAUGAGCCACAAGGCGCCUGCGCCUGGGAGAUCAAACAGUUCCUGCAAUGCGCUCAGGGUCAAUCCGAUCUGUCCCUGUGCGAGGGCUUCAAUGAGGCUCUGCGCCAGUGCAAGGUGCAGCAUCAUCUGCAGUAAACAACAAUAACAAAAACAGCAGCUCCAAUAACAAUAACAAAUCUAACAUAAAAAGAACACAACCAAAUCUCAUCAAUCGAUGGCGAAAUGUUGAGCUUGAUGUAGGGAUUUUUUUUAAUUUUAUUUUGGUUUUCUGCGUUUUUGUUUGUUUCAAUUAGAUUUACAUAUAUAAUUCAUGAUAUUGUUAAUGAGACAACAAAUUGUUUAAUAUAGUCAAAUUGUUCAAUAGAAAUUUAGCGCCGCGGCGCGCGCCAGCCACAAAA